AUGCGUUCCAGCAUCUGCGUCUCGCCGAGAGCGUUCCGGGGGUGCCCAGGCGCAGACAUCGGACGGUUUCGGCGGUUCCUGGAGGUGUUCCUGCUUGGGGAUGCGUUCCAGCAGCUGCGCCUCGCCGAGAACGUUCCCGGGGUGCCCGUAUCGUCCCGAGCAGCCGCCGGAGGCCCGAAGCAUGACCCGAGAACCACCAGGCGUCGAGGAGCCCCAAACGGUGUGGUGACCACCGCGUGGUGGGUCCAUGGGGAUUCGGUGUCACCGCACGGUUUUGGAACUCGGGCCGUUGUCCGAGGACGCCUGUUGCGAUCGGGGCUUCCAGGCGUCCCAGAACCGUGCGGUGACGGACUGCGCGGUGAUGUCUUUUGGGAUGCCGAGGUCACCGCACAGUCUGCCACCAAACGGCUUGGGGACCUCCGAAGACAGCCUGCAGAGGAAGCCCCAGCCAGCCUCGGGAAUUGA
Molecule: messenger RNA, 465 nt
Organism: Prorocentrum cordatum
Lineage: Eukaryota; Dinophyceae; Prorocentrales; Prorocentraceae
Source: the annotation of a GenBank genome assembly